Molecule: messenger RNA, 2186 nt
Organism: Electrophorus electricus (electric eel)
Lineage: Eukaryota; Metazoa; Chordata; Actinopteri; Gymnotiformes; Gymnotidae
Gene: slc29a1a
Product: solute carrier family 29 member 1a
Biological process (GO): uridine transmembrane transport
Cellular component (GO): plasma membrane
Molecular function (GO): nucleoside transmembrane transporter activity
Source: RefSeq, a predicted model, not a curated record
GAUUUUUUGCCAAGAAAGGCACGCUAGCCACCUCCACUCAGCGGAAACCUCUAUUAAUGUGUUAGAUUUGUCAAGAUACCAGCUUUUGAUUCCUCCAAUUUCAAGGAAUUAUGACUGCCAUUAAUUCUCCUCGAGACAGGUACAAGGCUGUAUGGAUCAUAUUUUUCAUAUUGGGGCUUGGAACUCUCCUGCCAUGGAACUUCUUCAUGACUGCUACCAUGUACUUCACCAGCCGGUUGAAGAGCACACCCACAAACGGAGCUGUGGUCAACCAGACAGCCAAUAGCACGUUGGCAGCUGUUGACGUACGUAAUGUCCUGGAGUCCAAGUUCAACAAUGUGAUGACCCUAUGUGCUAUGGUGCCACUGCUCAUCUUCACUUGCCUCAAUUCCUUCAUCCAUCAGAGAAUUCCACAGAAAUUGAGAAUCUCUGGCAGUCUCUCAGUUAUCCUGUUGGUGUUUCUGAUCACUGCGGUGUUGGUGAAGGUGGACAUGACCCCUCUGUCCUUUUUCGUGGUCACUAUGAUCAAAAUUGUCUGCAUUAACUCAUUUGGUGCAAUUCUACAGGGGAGUCUGUUUGGUCUGGCUGGUAUGCUGCCAGCCUCCUAUACCACUCCAAUCAUGAGUGGCCAAGGGCUCGCUGGAACCUUUGCAGCAUUUUCCAUGAUCUGUGCGCUUGCCACUGGCUCAGAGCUGCAGGACAGUGCCUUUGGGUAUUUCAUCACUGCAUGCGUUGUAAUACUUCUGGCCAUCGUGUCCUAUAUUGCCCUACCAAAAAUGGAAUUUUUCCAGUAUUACUCAGACACCAGUAGCUCCAAACCUGGCACUGAUGAGGAAAAAAAUAUGGAUCUGUUGUCCAAAGAAAGCCCUGGGGAGGCAACCGCUGUAGUCAGUCUCACUGGUGAAGAAACAACACACAAUAUCUCUGUAUUUGCCAUCUUUAAAAAGAUCAGGGUGAUGGCACUUUCAGUGUGUUUUAUUUUCAUGAUCACUAUUGGAAUGUUUCCUGCUGUGACUGUAGACGUCAAAUCAUCUGUGGCAAAUGGGAGCAUUUGGGAAAUUUAUUUCAUUCCCGUGGCUUGCUUCUUGCUCUUCAAUGUGAUGGACUGGGCUGGACGAAGCUUAACUGCAGUGUGUAUGUGGCCUGGCAAAGACAGCAUCUGGCUGCCAGGCCUGGUCAUAGCACGUGUGGUGUUCAUCCCCCUCUUCAUUUUGUGUAACGUGCAACCUAGGAACAACCUGCCUGUGCUCUUCGACCAUGAUGCCUGGUACAUCAUCUUCAUGAUCGUCUUCUCCUUUAGCAAUGGCUACCUGGCCAGCCUCUGCAUGUGCUUUGGACCCAAGAAAGUGGCCCAGCAUGAAGCGGAGACAGCUGGGACUAUCAUGGUCUUUUUCCUUUCCCUGGGCCUUGCACUGGGAGCCGCGGUGUCCUUUGCUUUCCGGGUCAUGAUCUAGAAUCUUUGUUCUGCAGCUACUCAGCAUAGUGCCCCCUGGGGGAAGGAGGAAAAAGUGGCCAGAUUUCUGAACUGUGCCAUUUGGAACCAGAACUGGCUUCAUAAUUGCCCAUGGUUUCCAAGCCUGAGAACAUCUGCUUUGUAUAAACAGAGACCAUUGCUUAUUUGGAAGGGCUACUGGGGGGUCGUAUACACCAUUGUUUACACAAAACAGCUCCUUAGGAAACAGACAUUGUGGGGGUUCAUUGUGGAAAGGAACACCCUUUCUAAGCAAAGCUCUCCAUUCAGGAACCAUUGUAUAAGCCAAACUUAAACUUUAAAAAAUUUUUUUUUUUUAACAUUUUCACACUCUAAGUGUGAAUCAAAUAUUUUUUAUGUUAGCUCAGUAAUAGGACUACCUGAAUCAUUAGCUCAUUUGAGAUUAAAUCUUUUGAAUGCAUAGCCUUUAAAUUUACUCUUAUUUUGUUUUUUUAAGUAGUACUCUAAAAUUCUAAUAUAUAUAAAAGGUAUAUGAUGACUGAGGUGCUGUUUUCUGGUUUAAUCUCUUUUAAUCGCAUAUUGUUAGUUUUGUUUGAUUAUUUUAGUUUUUAGCCUUUUAAGUGUGUUGGUUUAUUGGUUGUGGAAUUUGUUCAGUUUUCAUUGGUUGUUGAAGUGACUAACUAACUUCAUCUUCAUAGAUAAUGCUCCUGAUUAAUUAUAACUGCUUUUUUUAUUAAAAAUUAACCUUUUUGUA